Cajanus cajan (pigeon pea) is the source of this 2562-nucleotide messenger RNA. The record is from RefSeq and is a predicted model, not a curated record. Lineage: Eukaryota; Viridiplantae; Streptophyta; Magnoliopsida; Fabales; Fabaceae.
AUGACAAAUUGUACACCUGAUCUUUUGUUUUCGAGUAGAUACUCCAUGCCAUUUGCUCUACUUGCUCCUUUUGUUACUGGUGAGGUGAAGAUCCGGGUCUUCACUCUCGCAUUGGCAAUAGCUGCCUCCAUGUUGUUUCCCUCGGAUAGACGGUGUUUACUUGUAUCAUUGCCCUUUAAGCAACUAAGUGUUGAGUUUCGUCCUCCAUUGGGUGUCAAUGAUGUUACCCUCACCGACUUUGCACUCCACACUUCCACCCACAAUUACAUCGAGCAUGUCAGCUCCGACUUCUAUACCUAUUGCCAUCCCUGGUCCAAGUUACCUACCCCACCUAAUUUUGUACCCCCACAGAUGCAUUUUGCUAGUCCUUCUUUGGGGUUAUCUAUACGCCCUCCAAAAUUGCAGCUUAGUGAGUUUACUGGAUCUGAGCCUGUUGAUUGGUUAUUUCAGGCUGAUCAAUAUUUCUUGUUUUAUCAAGUUCCUUGGGAGCAACGUGUUUCCAUUGCAGGUUUUUAUAUGCGGGGGGAAGCCCUGAGUUGGUUUAAAUGGAUGCAUGGUAACCAACAAUUGCGCGAUUGGUCACACUUUGUUAAUGCUUUGAAAUUGCGUUUUGGGCCGUCAAUCUAUGCCAAUCAUGAGCAAGAUCUGUAUAAGUUACGUAAGGUGGGUUCUGUUGCGGACUAUCAGGAUGCUUUUGAAAAAUUGUCUAAUCAGGUUUAUGGUUUAUCUUCAACUUCCUUACUGAAUUGUUUCAUAUCGGGGUUAAGCCCUGCCAUCAAACGUGAACUGGUUAUUUUACAACCGCAAUCUAUUACUCAAGCCAUGGGGUUAGCAAAAUUAAUUGAGGAUAAAUUGCAAGAUUCUAAACCUCGUUUCUCUCGUUCCCAAACUUCAUCUAACUCACCUUCUACAAUUUCCAACUCACCCACCCUAAUACAAUCACAUAAGCCUACUCCUCCUACCACUCCCUUACCCACUUCCUCCCCUAUACCAAUAAAAAAAUUGUCCCAACAACAGCUCCAUGAACGGCGUGCCACUGGUUUGUGUUUUCAUUGUGACGAAAAAUAUUUUUUUGGCCAUAAAUAUGCUACUCCAAAGUUUUUGCUGUUAUUGGAUGAUGAAGAUUCUUCUAUUCCCAUUCCUGAGGAACCUGGAAAUGUUGAGGAAAUCAUAGAGGAUUCCACCCCUUCUGACCCCGGCAUUCAUUUUCAAUUAUCUACCUAUACUCUUACAGGUCAACUGACAUCCCAGAAUCUGAAGUUUCAAGGUGAAAUUCAUGGCCACAAGAUUCAUAUCCUCAUUGACACCGGCAGCACGCACAACAUUGUGCAACCUCGCGUUGCUAAGUUCUUGAAUUUGGUUACUAUUCCUACAACUCCAUUCAAAGUUAUGGUUAGAAAUGGAGAACAUAUUUCUUGUUCUCAUGUUUGCCCUUUAGUACCUAUUAUGAUUCAAACACAUGAGUUUUUUGUUUCACUGUAUGUUUUACCCAUUGAAGGUGCUGAUAUAGUUUUGGGCUUGUCCUGGUUGCGGACCUUAGGCCUGGUAACUGCUGAUUUUUCCAUUCCUUCAUUCUCCUUUACCCACCAAAACCAACAACUCACCAUCACUGCAGACUCCACCAAUCUCAGCCACGCCUCAUUUCACCAAUUUUGUGCUCUGGUUCAUCAACAAUCAAUAUCCCAAUUCCAUUUGUUAUCUAUCACCUCCGUUUCCACCUUGACAGAUUCUACGACCUUGGACCUCACCCCGACAUUUCCCACUUACUCCACUCCUACGCCUCUGUACAUGCUCACAGAUGGGAUCAUUCAACCCAGCAAUAGCCCAUUUUCCUCCUCAAUCCUACUUAUUAAAAAGAAAGAUGGAACUUGGCGUUUUUGCGUUGAUUACAGAGCCCUUAAUGCAUUGACCAUUAAAGAUAGAUUUCCUAUCCCAACUAUUGAUGAGCUACUGGAUGAGUUAAGCCAUGCUAAGGUGUUUACUAAGCUCGACUUGCAAUCUGGUUAUGCAUCGUUAGCCUCUCCUCUCACCGACCUCCUAAAGGCUAUUACAUACAAAUGGAAUGAGGCAGACCAAAAGGCUUUUAAAGAGCUUAAACAACAAAUCACAAAUAGUCCUACACUAAUUCUUCCAGAUUUCAACCAAGCCUUUGUCCUCGAAACUGAUGCUUCAGUCGUCGCCGUCGGUGUUGUAUUAUCCCAAAACCAUCAUCCAGUGGCAUUUUUUAGCAAGAAGUUGGGGAAGAAAAUGCAAACAGAAUCAGUUUACGUGAGAGAAAUGUAUGCUAUUAUUGAAUCAGUAAAGAAGUGGAGACAUUACCUUUUGGGACGAAAGUUUAAGAUCAUCACGGAUCAGCAGAGUCUCCAACAUUUGCUCACUCAGGAUCUACACACACCAGAACAACAACGUUGGCUAUCCAAGUUACUUGGUUUUGAUUUUGAGGUUCUGUAUAGGCCUAGCAGACAUAAGCUUGCUGCUGAUGCAUUGUCCCGACCUCCACCUCCAUUUUCGAAUGUGAUGUUGUUGGCCAUUUCCUUGGUCAUUCCUCAAUACCUCCAAUAG